Oldenlandia corymbosa var. corymbosa is the source of this 3094-nucleotide messenger RNA. The record is from the annotation of a GenBank genome assembly. NCBI's taxonomy places the organism in Eukaryota, Viridiplantae, Streptophyta, Magnoliopsida, Gentianales, Rubiaceae.
CCCAGUUGAUAUUGAUACACCAACACCUAAGAGGUGGAUAACGAUCUCUCAUGAAUUGGAUGACAAACAUAUACCGUGAUGUAACACUAUAACUAGUUACAUUACACGUUUUUGCCUCAUUUGAUGUAAAGAAUAAAAAAAUCUAGUAUUGCGAAAACAAACAUUUAAUUGACCGCUAUCCCCUAACCAUAAACGUUUGCACAAAAAGAUUACUACUACUGCUAUGUAAAUGUCGAAGAGAAAAAAAAAAAAAAGUCUGCCUCAAAAAGGUAAAAACAUAUGCGUAAACACGAAGGUAUGAAAAUGCCAUUACUAUGAUCAUUAUCAAUUUCUCCUGUCAAUUUCUUCAAAAUAGCAUAAAAUAAUUUAGUGAUCAUUUUCCGGCAAGUCCACUUCUCAGCUCUCCUCGCCGUAUACUCCAUCGUGUCGUGGUGGUCACCAGCGGCUGAGCAGCCAUCAGUUGAGCUCCUCCUCAUCCACCGCCAUCAAAUCAUCAUGAGCAGAACGGAAAUAUCCACCGACCACGGCGGAGACCGACCGACAAGGCUAUUUGAUGAUGGUGAUGAUGAGUUGGGAGGCGGGAACAGGAUGGAAGCCGAAUCAGAUUGGGCGAUGGCGCAGAGGAAAGGAAAUCAGUUCCUCGUGAAUGGACAACCUUUCUAUGUCAAUGGAUUCAAUACCUACUGGCUCAUGGUAUUUGCUGCUGAUCAGUCCACCAGGGGAAAGGUUACUGAGUUAUUCCAGCAGGCGUCGUCAGUAGGUCUCACCGUGUGUAGGACAUGGGCGUUCAAUGAUGGCCAGUGGCGCGCUCUUCAGAAAUCGCCAUCUGUUUAUGAUGAAAUAGUUUUUCAGGCCUUGGAUUUCGUCGUGAGCGAAGCAAGGAAGUUCAAGAUCAGGUUGAUAUUGCCAUUGGUGAACAACUGGGAUGCUUAUGGAGGCAAAAAACAGUAUGUGCAAUGGGGUAAAGAUGCUGGAAUAACCAACCUCACUUCUGAUGAUGAUUUUUUCUCCCAUCCAACUAUCAGAGCCUACUAUAAGGCUCAUGUUAAGACGGUUCUUAACAGAGUUAAUACUAUCAAUAACAUAGUUUACAAGGAUGAUCCAACAAUAUUUGCUUGGGAACUUAUGAACGAGCCGAGAUGUGAAUCAGAUCCUUCCGGGGACAAACUCCAGGCUUGGUUUGAGGAAAUGGCUGUCUAUGUUAAGAGCAUUGAUCCAAAACAUCUACUGAAUAUCGGCGUGGAAGGUUUUUACGGCCCCUCCACGCCUAAUAGGUUUCAAUACAACCCGAACACUUACUCACAACAAGUUGGCACAGAUUUCAUUAGAAACCAUCAAAUUCUUGGGGUUGAUUUUGCUUCUGUACACAUCUAUCCUGAUGGCUGGAUUUCGUCCAAUAUCUCUGUUGCACAUCUCGAGUUUACUAAGUCAUGGAUGCAAAUCCACAUUGAUGAUGCUGAAAACUACCUCGGGAUGCCUGUCCUGUUUUCUGAGUUUGGCGUAUCAUCCAAAGAUCCAGGCUACAAUUCCUCAUACCGCGAUACCCUCAUGAGCACCGUGUACCAAAAGCUCUUGAACUCCACAAAGAAAGGCGGUGGUGGAAGCGGAAGCCUGUUUUGGCAGCUGUUUCCUGAAGGGACAGAGUACAUGGACGAUGGACUCGCUAUUGUGCUUUCCAAGUCGCCUUCGACAGCCAAUAUCAUAAAUCUUCAGUCUAAAAGGCUCGAUGCCUUCAAUUCCCUGUGUUCUUGGAAAUGCCGCUGGGGUUGCCACAAGAAGCAUGCCUUUGAGAGUUGCAUCCACCAUGAUGAACUUUAGGGCAUUGUUAUUGUGGUUCAUCCUGAAGCGUGCCAAUGUUUAAUUCCUUGACAUUAAAGACCAAACUUAAUAAGAAUCUGUUAAUCUCUGCUGUAGCAGCACUUGGCAUAUAUUGAAUGUUGUCUUCAUAAUAAAGUGUUAGCAGUAUUAUUGCAUUUUGUGUACCUGUUAAUACCGCCAUGCAUACUGCUAAAGCCCUGGAGGAAAGAAGCAUCCAUAUGCCAAAAAUUUGUACUUGAAAAUGCACUUAUCGUAAUCUUACCUUCCGUAUCCAUAUGUUAUAUUAACCGCUCAUUCAGUAUUUAGACCUUCAGAUAUGACUGCUAGCUAGCUUACUCAGAUUGAUGCAAAUUCAGCAAAAGAAAUGAAUUUUCCAGUAUGUGUUUAUAUAAUCAUAAUGGUUGGUUAUGGUAUACAAGUAUGGUAAGUAAAGAGCUGGGCUGUAAACUUCAAGAACAGAGAGGAUAACUGUGAUUUGUGAAGGCCAAAUUUGAUCUAUCUAGUUUACACUUUUUGAAUGAGAGUAUUAAAACAAAAGAGUGAUCACGAUUCAAUCUUGUCGGCUGCCCUGCGACAUCCGGAUUGCUGCAGAAGAGCCGCGGGAAUCAACUCACUGGAAUAGCAUAGGCUUAAUUCUAAUAUUGUUUCCUUCUGUAUAGAAAGAUAUUUUCUUCUGCCCGUCAGUCUCUUCUGCUGACAGAGAACAGCUCCUGUCAAAUCACCGCGAGCGACAAACUUUUAUAAAACUAGUUCUCACAUCCCUUCUCGAUCGGACAGGCGAGGAAGAUCAAGAAAAUUUGGCUCACACAAGAACCCUAGACAGGAAAAGAAUAUUUAACAUUUUUGUGCAAAAUAAGAGCUGAUGGUGACACAGUGAAAUAAAGGCUGGGAAGGGAGAGAGUUUUCCUACUUAUAUUAUAGAACUUUCCUACUUGUAUGCAAAUUUUGAUAGAACUGCAGCCGCUUGAUCUCCACCUAACAAGAAAUAAGGAUGCCUCAGGGCUGCUGCAGCAGAUAAACGCCCCCUUCGCAUGAAUCCUCUCUCCGAAAUAAGUUUUGUGGCCAAAUCCCAUCCUCUGCCGGAAUCCAGAUCCAGAAUGCUAAGGUCAGGUCGUGUCCUAGUUCUCUCACGCCAUUUUUUCAAGUUAUAACCGUAUGUUUUCAGCUCUGUAUUGAAAUUUUUCAAACCCGCCGGAGACCUCAAGGUUGGAACUGCCAUUUGCAUGAGCACGAUUCCAGCAGAAUACAUGUCGAAAAGAUCAGGACUGUUUAGCUG